Molecule: messenger RNA, 1410 nt
Organism: Ogataea philodendri
Lineage: Eukaryota; Fungi; Ascomycota; Pichiomycetes; Pichiales; Pichiaceae
Exons: 3
Coding region: 1-1410 (469 amino acids)
Source: RefSeq, a predicted model, not a curated record
AUGAAUACAUGCAACUCUGUCAGAGGAGCCCCAUGGAAGGUUGUAGAUGUUGGUGAUGUCCUCGAAGUAGGUGUAAGCGGUGGUGGCAUCGCCAACGUACUCGACAAGCUUAGCUGGCAAGUGGGUGGACCAGAUCGCAGCAGUGACUGCCUGUCCAACACCGGCACCAAUAGAGCUGUACAACGAGAGAACAGAAAUGGUGGAGGCCAUGUCCUUGUGGGGAACACAGGCCUGGGCAGCGACCUGGGUUCCCAUAACAAUAACAGAGUCACCAAUAGAAACGAUAACGUAACCGGCAACUAUGAUUCCAAGCGAUGGUCCAUUCUCCAUCUGGGUGGACUUAACCAUCAAUCCAAGAGCGAUCAAUCUCAUAAUAGUACCAGUCACUUGGAAAACCUUGUAACGGUGAGUCCAUCUGAAGAACAGACCCCAGAUAACACCAAAGGCACACAGACCCAUGGUCUCGGUGUUGCUCAACCACAUGUAACCACCCAUCUGGUACAAGAAAUCAAUGAAAACACAGCAGAUGAAAGUUCUGUUGAUGAGCACACGCUUUGGCAGCAAUGGGUAAGGAGCAAACCAGAUGUCAUAAACAAUGUAGGUGAUGAGCAAAACACCACCAACAACUUCCAUGGCAAUCAUGGAAGGGUUGUUCCAUCCUCCGUUGGCGUAGGAGUAAAGGGAACAUGGGAGCAGCAUCAAGGAGAAAGCGAAACCGAUGAGGAGGAGCCCGAAAGCGUCGAUCUCAAUCAGAGCAGUCUUGAUCUGACUAAGACCGAUCUUUGGAGCAGCAAUAAGUUUCUUGCCAUCUCCGUUGAUACGGUAGUCGACCCAGAAAAUCAGGGCAAUAGCUGGCAACAAAGCUGCUGGGGUGAUGAUUGCAAACAUACCGUAACCCCAUCUCCAGUUGGCAGUGACAAUGUUCUGGACAAUAUAACCGGAAACCCAGGUAGUACAGAGGUAAGGAGUGGAAAGCAGACCAAGGACGGCAGAAAUGGUUGGGGAGCAUGCGGCGACAAUGAAACCAAUCACGUACAGCAAAAGAAUGACCAUGUAGGCAAUAGCUCUGGAAGUCAAGUCGGACAGUUUAGCGAUGAACGGCUUACAAACGGCACCAAUGACGGAGGUUGCAAUACUCAAGGUGGACAACAUGGAGUGACGGUUGAACUGCGAGGUAGCAUAAGGCUGGUAGUUGUAGGUGGUGGAACUAUCCAGAGAGUAGGUCCAAGAACACAGGUAGAUGGAGAGAACAAAAAUUGUCAAGUAUUUCCAUCCCAUGGUUCUUUUCACGUUCUCAAUUCUAGCCACACCCCGUGGGAGCCCUUCUUCAACUCCAUGGUCAUCGACCAAUUCGGAGCCAGAGCUGUUUUUCAGUUCCUCACUCAUUUGUUUCUUGAUAUUACUUUCUAA